AUGACUCUUGUACGAUGUCGCAUCGUCCCCCGCAAUCCACACAUCGGGCAUUCUAUUCCACACCCGCCGACACCUCAUGGGUUUUGCGUUGCACUCGGAGUCGGAGAUGAGAAGGAAGAUUAUCUGACGACCGCUGGACGGGCCGAGAUUCGAGAUUCGAGAGAUUUGCAAGGACUCACAGAACUUCAGAGGCCGCCGGCCCUCAGUGGCGAAGCGAUGGCGAUCUUCGGGAGGAAGAAGACGACGGCGACGACGACAUCCACUCGUCCAGAGCCAGAGCCUAUCCAUAGCGCGCAAUUCAACCACCCAGGGGCAUAUGCGAAUUCAUUGCCGCCCAGCUGGACAUAUCUUGAGCAAAGGCCUCCUCAAGCGUCCCUCGGUCGCGAUAAUGGAUCUCCUGCCCAAGCCCAAGGCUGGCAAGCCGCCCCAGUUCACACGCACUACCAACCAGUAUUGGUAGAGAAUACCAGCAAGCUCAAUCUAGCUACAAGAAGCAACUUGCUGGCCAGGAAUGUGCCAGACUGCCCCAUUCUGCAGCACGGCAUAACUUCAUUACACAUGCACGGAACGCAAUAUCUCAACCAAGGAGCUGCACUUUGUGAUUUGAUAGCAUCGGAGUUCGAUAAUAUAAUCAGUCUUAUUGAUGAAGAAAGAUUUCGCGGCGACGAGAGAGAGCUGGCAGUAUUCUCUCCUCCCCAGCCAAUGUGGCAGCAUCAACAAUACGAGACUGAAUAUGCGGACCACGAACUCGAGAAAGGGAAGUCGAAGGGGAUAGUGAACAACUGUGUCUCUUCGCCACUCGCUAGCGCGAAUCACUUUUCCAAAGUGUACCUGUACGCGAACUCGAGACUCCCUCAAAAUCUGCCUCCUUUGAAACUGUACAUCCCCACCUUUUCACUACUCUGCCUGGCUGCCCAAUAUUCCGAACAGGUCUACAAAAAGCCGACGGGCCAAGAGAAGGAGGUACAUUUGGAUGCAGACUGGAGGCUGGGGACCAAGGCUGUGGUCAUCAAGUCUAUUCCCAUGGACGAUAUGAGAACGAUUAUCUUUGCCAUCAGAGGGACGCAGAGUUUCAUGGACUGGGCUGUCAACAUGAACUCAGCCCCUGCAUCGCCAGAGGAAUUCCUUGACGAUCCCGGUAAUCUUUGCCAUGCAGGUUUUCUCACAGUCGCGAAGAAGAUGAUCAAACCGGUGGCCGCAAGACUUCGACAUCUUCUCGAGGAAGAUCCCGGGAGAUCAAGAUGCUCGCUCAUGAUCACCGGCCAUUCGGCGGGUGGAGCAGUUGCCGCUCUUCUGUACUCACACAUGCUCGCGACGGCCCCCGAAGCCGAGUCAGAACUCAAUAUACUCACAGGGUGCUUCAAACAGAUUCACUGUGUAACCUUUGGUGCUCCUCCAGUCUCCCUCUUACCGCUUUCCACGCCCUCCGAUCCAGCCCUUCGAGAGUCUCUGUUCCUCUCCUUCGUCAAUGAAGGAGACCCAGUCGCCCGAGCAGACAAAGCCUAUGUGUGCUCCCUACUGAAUCUCUACUCCUCUCCAGCACCCGGCCAAUCUUGCGCCAUCACACCCCAGAAAUUGCAACCGCUCGUGCAGAAUCUCAAGCAGUCCUCGAGCGCCUUCACGCUCAACAAAUGGCGACCCACACACACAAAGUUGAACACUCUCCCGAAUCUAGAGAUCGUUCCGUAUUGGCCAAUACCCGAAGCCUUAAUGAGCAAUGCAGGAAGGAUCGUGUUGCUGAGAAGCGUCGAAAAGUAUGAAGAGAGGACGAGCAAGAAGAGGCCAGUCCUUGAGAGGACGUAUGAAGGUGUUGCAGCGCAAAUUGUCACGGAUGAGCUUCUCCGAGGUGUGCUGUGGGGUGAUCCAAUGUGCCAUAUGAUGCGACUUUACACCAGGCGCAUAGAGAUUCUGGCUACGAACGCGGUAACGGGACGCUCGUGA
Drepanopeziza brunnea f. sp. 'multigermtubi' MB_m1 is the source of this 1941-nucleotide messenger RNA. RefSeq lists its product as uncharacterized. Lineage: Eukaryota; Fungi; Ascomycota; Leotiomycetes; Helotiales; Drepanopezizaceae. Gene Ontology annotation, biological process: lipid metabolic process. The record is from RefSeq and is a predicted model, not a curated record.